GCUAGAGAGUGUUUUGUCGACGUAAAAUGGCUGCCUCCAUUUAAUAGUGUUGAAUUUGAGAUGGACAUGAUUCUUUUUCGAUUGUUUAGGAAAUUUCAUGCAAAAUCUGUGUCGGUGUUUGGAAAACAUGAAUUUCUCUAUAAACUGAACGGGAGAUUAUUAUACUCCAAUUAUCAAAGUUAUAGAAAUUGUGAUGUUCGUCAAAAAUCAAUUUGUAAUUUAUGUAAAUAUAAUAAAAGAUUGGUACAUACAUCAACAUACCUAAGUAAAAAAUUUCAGAAAUAUGUUCCAAAAACAAAAAAGAAAGAGGAAGUCAUUGAAGUUUGGAAAAAUAUGACUGUUUCCCAUUUAGCUAAACAAGCAAAUAGAAGUAUUGAUGAUGUAUAUGAAGCAAUGUUAUUUGUUGAGGAUUGUGAAAAUUAUUCAGAAGAUAAUGCAGUUCUUGAUGACUUAAGUAUUAUUAAAAAACUUGCAAAAAUUCUUGGUUUUCGAUGUAAAAUAAUUGGUUCACCUGUCAUUUAUGCUUCAAGGACUAAUGAAUUUAAAGAUGCUUCAAGAAGACCUCCUCCUGAACCAGCAAAUCUUGUAAAACGAACGCCAGUUGUUACUAUUAUGGGUCAUGUUGAUCAUGGAAAAACCACACUUUUGGAUACAUUACGACAUACUUCUGUAGUAGAACAAGAAUUUGGUGGCAUAACGCAACAUAUAGGAGCUUUUACAGUUAACUUACCAAAUAAGGAAAAAAUAACAUUUUUGGACACUCCAGGACAUGCAGCAUUUUCAGCCAUGAGAGCAAGAGGAGCAAAUGUAACAGAUAUAGUUGUUUUGGUAGUAGCAGCUGAUGAUGGAGUAAUGGAACAAACAGUUGAAUCUAUAAAAUAUGCAAAAGAAGCUCAAGUUCCUAUAAUUGUAGCCAUAAAUAAGAUAGAUAAGCCAAAUAUUAAUAUUGAAUAUGUCAAAACUGGACUUCUGACUCAAGGUAUUCAAUUAGAAGAUAUGGGAGGUGAUAUACAAGCUAUUCCUAUUUCUGCACUCAAGGGAACUAAUUUAGAUCAAUUGAUUGAAGCUAUUUUAAUACAAGCUGAAAUAAUGGAAAUAAAAGGAGAUCCAAAAGGCUUAGUGGAAGGUGUUGUCAUUGAAUCAACAGCAAGUCAGCAUAGAGGAAAGUUAUCUACUGCUCUUAUUCAAAGAGGCACAUUAAGAAAUGGAGCUAUACUUGUCGCAGGAACAGCUUGGGCCAAAGUAAGGGCAAUGUUUGAUGAAUGGAGUAAACCAGUACAAAUGGCACCACCUGGAACACCGGUACAAAUUAUGGGCUGGAGAGAGUUGCCAAAUGCUGGUGACGAGAUACUGGAAAUUGAAUCUGAACAAAGAGCACGAGAAGUUUUAAGAUUUAGAGAAAAUCAAAAGGCAUUGGAAAAACAAAAGAGCGAUGCAGUGGUGAUUCAACAAAAAUUAGAAGAGCAUUUACAGAAAUAUAAAGCCGAACUAAAACGACGACGAGAGGAAGGGCGGUUUCGCAGAAUCCCGACUGUUAUUCGUCCGAAAGAAUACCAAGAAAUGUAUAAUGGUCCAAAAUUAUCAGUUAUUAUUAAAGGUGAUGUAGAUGGAUCAGUAGAAGCUAUUUUAGAUCUAUUAGAAACAUAUAAUGAUAAUGAUAGGUGUUAUUUGGAUCUGAUCAGUUACAGUGUUGGUAGUGUAACCGAGAAUGACGUAGAACUUGCAAAAGUUUUUAAUGGAAUAAUUUAUGGCUUUAAUGUAACAAUUCCCAAUUCAAUCCAUGCUCUGAAGAAAAAAGAAAAUGUCGUAAUAAAGGAAUUUAAAGUUAUUUACCAUCUUUUCAAUGACAUAAAAGAGGAAAUCAACACUCGAUUACCACUUGUGGACAAAGAAGAAGUGUUAGGAGAAGCCACAGUUUUGCAAGAAUUUAUGGUAACAUUAGUGGGAAGGAAGAAAGUACCUGUGGCAGGAUGUUUAUGCAAUAAAGGUAUCCUAAAGAAGGAAGCCAAUUAUCGUCUUAUAAGAGGAACCAAAGUCAUACAUGAAGGAAAACUUGGCAGUCUCAGGCAUCAAAAAGAUGAAGUCAAAAGUAUCAAGAAGGACGUAGAGUGUGGAAUACGAUUAGAAAAUCCAGAUGUUCGGUUCCAGGCCGGUGAUACAUUUAUCUGUUACGAAAUAUUAAAAGUGGAACAGAAAAUUGAUUGGGAUCCUGGAUUCUAGUGAUAGAAUAAAAGUAUUUUAUAUAUAAGAAGUUUUUAUUCUAUCUGUAC
This is a messenger RNA of Centruroides sculpturatus (bark scorpion), 2270 nucleotides long. It is a transcript of the gene mIF2, whose product is annotated as translation initiation factor IF-2, mitochondrial-like. Gene Ontology annotation, molecular function: translation initiation factor activity; GTP binding; GTPase activity. NCBI's taxonomy places the organism in Eukaryota, Metazoa, Arthropoda, Arachnida, Scorpiones, Buthidae. The transcript has 17 exons. The record is from RefSeq and is a predicted model, not a curated record. Bases 61 to 2220 code for a protein of 719 amino acids. Gene Ontology annotation, biological process: translational initiation.